This is a messenger RNA of Haliotis rufescens (red abalone), 747 nucleotides long. RefSeq names its product beta-3 adrenergic receptor-like. Gene Ontology annotation, molecular function: G protein-coupled receptor activity. NCBI's taxonomy places the organism in Eukaryota, Metazoa, Mollusca, Gastropoda, Lepetellida, Haliotidae. The transcript has 2 exons. Gene Ontology annotation, biological process: adenylate cyclase-activating adrenergic receptor signaling pathway. Gene Ontology annotation, cellular component: membrane. The record is from RefSeq and is a predicted model, not a curated record. Bases 1 to 747 code for a protein of 248 amino acids.
AUGGCUGGUCAACCGGACAGUGAAGUCCGUCUUGAGGACGAGUGUGCCUCUCCACAGUCGUGUGUUCUGUUUUUCACAAUUGCUCCAGUUCUCUACAUCAUAGCCGCCACGAUCAUCUGCCUCGGGAACAUCCUGACCAUUGUUGCCGUUCUCAAGACCCCAAGACUUCAGACCAUCCAAAACAUGUACGUCGUCUCUCUGGCCACAUCGGACCUCCUUGCUGGAGUAUACGUAUUCAGUCUUGCAUUUUUCCAUCUAGAAAGCACCCACGAGGUGAUCGGCCAUAACAAGGUGUUCUGCUUGACCCUGUACGUUACCUACGUUUUAAGUACAUCUGCUUCUAAUGCAAGUAUUGUGUUCAUCGCAGUAGACCGGUACAUCUAUAUAGCCCAUCCAUUUACCUACACCCGUCUUGUCACGCCUUUCAGCACUAGAUGUGUCAUAGCGGGAUCAUGGUUCUUUGCAGCAGCCGUAGCAUCGUGUGUGAUCUUCUUCAACAGGUACGACAAGGUCGGAGAGUGUUCAUUUGUGCAUGUCUUGGACAGCAUAUAUCAGCUUCUCUCUCAGACAUCAGUCUUCUUCCUCACCCUUGUUGUAGUAAGUGUUCUCUACAUCCGGAUACUCGUGAUUGCUCUCGGGCAGAGAAGAGCCAUCGAUGGUACUGGAGUGCAAACAUACUCAGACUGGCGGGGAACGUGUCGAACAGUAACGACGGGAAUGUGCAGCUAUUUCGAGGACACCUUGUAA